AUGCCUGCACCCAUUCCACGUUCACCCAGUGACCAAACCUUUGUCAAUAUGGCGGGAAGUAGUCGCCCCACAUCUCCCAAUCCCAAAGGCGGUGAUCCAUUCUCCCAUCACUAUAAUGAAGCGUUGCGCCUAAGUCCAAUGCAUCUUGAUCCUGGUUACUUUGAUCGCUCACCACGAGGAAGCUUUGAUCCCAUGUUGCCAUCACCUAUCAUUACUUCAGAGCUCCAAAAAGGCCAAACCAAAUUCCAUAUGGGCAAUCCUGCACCAUUAGCUCUAUGGUCAUUCGCCACUGUUACCGCUCUCCUUGCCACAUUCAAUUUGUUCUUGCCUGACCAACCAAAUUCCAUUAUCCUCCCAACGGCCCUUAUGUUUGGUGGCCUUGCACAAUACAUUGCAGGAUUCCUGGACCUCUUUUAUGGUGGAAGUUACACCGCUAUCAUCUUUGUAUCCUACGGUGCAUUUUGGGCCGGCAACGGCUUAUUGAUGCUCCCCAGCGUUGCAAGCAGCCUUCAAGCCUACACGUCUGAAUAUGACGUUAACCGCGCCAACGGCAUUUACCACUUUAUCUGGGCAAUUUACACACUUUUGCAUGUUGGCAUGUCCUUCAAGAUUAAGAAUGGCACCUUUAUGAAUACAUGGAACUUGACCAUGGUCUUUAUUACCAUCCUUUUUGAGGGUGUCCAUUACAUGACCAACAUUACUGGCCUUUUACGCUUUUCAGGAGUAUCAGCCUAUCUUGCAGCUCUUGGUGCAUACUACGUUGGAUUAGCCGACCUCAUGCGAGAACAAGGUGUUCGUAUGUGGGUUGGAAAGUACAAGUGGAGUGCUAGUAAUAAGUAA
Molecule: messenger RNA, 840 nt
Organism: Lichtheimia ornata
Lineage: Eukaryota; Fungi; Mucoromycota; Mucoromycetes; Mucorales; Lichtheimiaceae
Exons: 3
Coding region: 1-840 (279 amino acids)
Cellular component (GO): plasma membrane
Molecular function (GO): acetate transmembrane transporter activity
Source: RefSeq, a predicted model, not a curated record